AUGGCUUCGAAUGGAAACGAAAUGAACGGAACUGCCAACCAUGCGUUGGACAUUACAGUUCUGGGAUUAAACAGCGGAACAUCAAUGGAUGGCAUUGACUGUGCCCUCUGUCGCUUUCGCCAGGAAACCCCCGAGUCUCCUAUGCACUUCGAAUUGCUCAAGUAUGGAGAAAUCCCACUGGAGCCUGUGAUCAAGAAACGAGUCAUGAAUAUGAUCCUGCACAACAAGACCUCCCCGUCUGAAUUGUCCGAAGUGAACGUCAUUCUGGGCGAGACCUUCGCAUCGGCCGUGCAUCAGUUCUGCGCCGAGCACAAUGUCGACAUCAAGACAAUCGACGUCCUGGGCUCCCACGGCCAAACCAUCUGGCUGCUCUCCAUGCCCGAGGCUGGUGAGACCCGCAGCGCUCUGACAAUGGCAGAGGGCACCUUCCUCUCCUCGCGCACUGGCAUCACCUCGGUUACAGAUUUCCGGGUCAGUGAUCAAGCCGCUGGACGUCAGGGCGCACCCCUCAUUGCCUUCUUCGACGCGCUAGUGCUGCACCACCCCACCAAGCUGCGUGCCUGCCAGAACAUCGGCGGAAUCGCUAAUGUCUGCUUCGUCCUGCCGGACAGCCACGGCGGUGUGGACGCCUGUUAUGAUUUCGACACCGGUCCCGGAAAUGUCUUUAUCGACGCCGUUGUCCGCCACUACACUAAUGGAGAGCGUGAGUACGACAGAGAUGGUGAGAUGGGUGCCCGCGGUACCGUCGACCAGGAGCUCGUCGAUGAUUUCCUGACCCACCCUUAUUUUGCACUCGAGCCCCCUAAGACGACAGGCCGUGAAGUGUUCCGCGACACCCUCGCCCACGAAUUGAUCGUUAAGGCCGAAGCCAAGGGCCUCAAGCCCGACGACGUCGUCGCUACCAUCACCCGCGUCACCGCCCAGGCCAUUGUCGACCACUACCGCCGCUACGCCCCGAAGGACCUCGAGAUCGCCGAGAUCUUCAUGUGCGGCGGCGGCGCCUACAACCCCAACAUUACCGCCUUCAUCCAGGAGAACUACCCCAACACCCGUAUUCUCAUGCUCGACGAGGCUGGUAUCCCUGGUGGCGCUAAGGAGGCCAUCACUUUCGCUUGGCAGGGUAUGGAGGCCGUGGUGGGUCGCUCCAUUCCUGUCCCCACCCGCGUCGAGACUCGUCAGGAGUAUGUUCUUGGUAAGGUGUCUCCUGGCAAGAACUACCGUAACGUGAUGCGCCAGGGUAUGCUGUUCGGCGCUGGUCGUGACCACUUAUCCCCCGUCAAGGAGAUGGUCAACUAUGUCGACGGCAAGGUUUUCGAUAACAAGUGGUAA
Penicillium canescens is the source of this 1329-nucleotide messenger RNA. RefSeq names its product UPF0075 domain protein. The coding region runs from base 1 to 1329 and encodes 442 amino acids. The transcript has 3 exons. Gene Ontology annotation, molecular function: ATP binding; phosphotransferase activity, alcohol group as acceptor. Gene Ontology annotation, biological process: amino sugar metabolic process; peptidoglycan turnover. NCBI's taxonomy places the organism in Eukaryota, Fungi, Ascomycota, Eurotiomycetes, Eurotiales, Aspergillaceae. The record is from RefSeq and is a predicted model, not a curated record.